This is a messenger RNA of Camelina sativa (false flax), 1105 nucleotides long. RefSeq names its product pinoresinol reductase 1-like. The record is from RefSeq and is a predicted model, not a curated record. Lineage: Eukaryota; Viridiplantae; Streptophyta; Magnoliopsida; Brassicales; Brassicaceae. Gene Ontology annotation, molecular function: oxidoreductase activity.
AUGGGAUCAGAAAGCAAAUACGACGAGAAAACGCGUGUCUUGGUGGUGGGAGCGACUGGGUACAUAGGGAAGAGGAUAGUAAGGGCGUGUUUGGCUGAAGGUCACGAGACUUACGUUUUGCAGCGGCCGGAGAUUGGUCUUGACGUCGAGAAAGUCCAACUCAUUCUCUCUUUCAAGAAACUCGGCGCACGUAUCGUUGAAGCUUCUUUCUCAGACCACCAGAGCCUCGUCUCCGCCGUGAAACUUGUUGACGUCGUUGUCUCCGCCAUGUCCGGCGUUCACUUCCGUAGCCACAACAUCCUUGUCCAACUCAAGCUCGUCGAAGCCAUCAAAGAGGCUGGUAACGUUAAGCGGUUUUUACCAUCUGAGUUUGGUAUGGAUCCACCGCGUAUGGGACACGCACUACCUCCCGGAAGAGAAACCUUCGACCAAAAAAUGGAAGUGCGUCAGGCCAUAGAGGCUGCCAGAAUCCCAUACACUUACGUUGUGGGUGCUUGCUUUGCCGCUUAUUUUGCCGGGAACUUAUCUCAGAUGGUAACUUUACUUCCUCCAAAGGAAAAAGUUAAUAUCUACGGUGAUGGAAAUGUUAAAGUGGUGUUUGCGGAUGAGGAUGAUAUCGCAAAAUAUACUGCAAAGACGCUAAAUGAUCCGCGGGCAUUAAACAAAACCGUGAACAUCAGACCUCCCGACAACGUUCUCACGCAGCUCGAAUUAGUUCAGAUAUGGGAAAAGCUAACAGGAAAUGAAUUGGAGAAAACCAAUAUUUCUGCAGAAGACUUCCUUGCCAACAUUGAACAAAUGGAGAUUCCACACCAAGCGGGGAUAGGACAUUUCUAUCACAUCUUCUACGAAGGAUGUCUAACUGAUCACGAAGUCGGAGAAGACGAAGAAGCUUCUUGUCUUUAUCCGGACGUGAAGUACAAACGCAUGUUUGAUUACUUAAGAAUGUUUCUCUGAUUGAUUUGAUCAAAUUAUAUCUAGCUAUUCUAGAUACAAAUAUCAAAAGUUUGACGAUGUUUUAUAUUUAUAAUUGUUCUGUUAUGCAAAAACUGAAAAUAUAUAUUCUUCAUACAAUAAUAAUAUAUCGUCCCUGUUUUUCUAAUUA